AUGACCACAGAUGUAGUAGAAACACCACCCUCUCUAGUUCCAGAUGCCCCUCCAGCCUUACCGCCUAGAGACGAAAAGCCCAACAUCAAACCCAUCUACGGCAUGUCCACCUCUUUAUCCACGACGUUCAUAUUUCGCCAGAGCGAGGCUUACGGAAUGCCCCGGAUGUCGCCGCAGACCAGCGUGUACACCACUAGUCCAUUGGACUUUGAUGAAUUGGUGGCAUCACUGGAAGAGAAGGACGACUACUGGCUCGAUGUGAUUGGCUGCUACAACGACGCCUUUGUGAGACGCAACAAUAUUCCUGAUAUCGAAGAGCGGAUCCUAAAAGGCAUCCCGGAUAGCCUUCGUGGUGCAGUCUAUGCUAGAGUACUCCAGAUCAAGACUAGUGUUGAUAAGGGAACAUACGCCAACUUGUUGAAAAGUGCCAGUGGCGCUAAAACAGACGAUGCGGAAAUACCGCUUGACAAGGUUGACGAGGAUGCGUACGAGUUACUUCGCGUGUUUGAGUUUUGUAUUCGUGAAUCUGCACCUAUUGCCCACCAAGAGUCGAGACAUCGCACGUAUCACUUUAUCGCUGGAUUGACUCCCCUUCUUCAAAAGCACAGCGGUUUAGAAAACCAUGAUGUACUUUCCCUCCUUUUCCGCUUUGCCGAGCUCUAUCAACGGUUUCCCAUUGAUGAGUUUGCGUACAAGGGCUCGAGGGCUUUGGAAGAUGUAGCCAAAGACCAGUUCCUUCAGAUUGUCACCCAGGGCAUUAACAUUGAGGAGCUCAUGAAGAAGUUCCUCGCAGAGUUCUAUGUGCUCCUCUCCGAUGAUGCCGUUAAAUUGAAGGUUCUAGACUUUAUUGUGUUUGAAGGCUUUGACAGUCUCAUACGCUUGAUUGUAGCCCAGUUCGUCCUUCAAGAGAGAGAGAUCACCGCCAAAAAUGGGACUGAGCUCGCGAAAUAUCUACUUCGCGAGGGAUUGUUCUCGUCCAUGGAUAUGCAAACACUACAGGAAUGGAUCAAGAUCGAGUUCCCAUUGAUCGUAUACGAAAACGAGUAUCAUCUCAUGAAUGCAAAUGCAAUUUCCAGCAAUGACCAGGAACUCUCGAAUUUGAAAGAGGUUUACGAUGAUCUUGUGACAAAGAAAAACGAGAUGAUAGAAAAACUAAGCAGUCUUCGCAAAACCCACAGCGAGAUCCAAUCGCAAAAUGACGAUUUUAAGGACCAGCUAGAAAAGGCUGAGGGCGAGCGUACGAAACUCACCGAGAUGUUCUCAGAUCUACAAGAACGAUACUCUCGCUUGACAAUGCAAGAGAACCUCCAAAAUACCGUCAAGGCAAACGAGGAUAUUUCCAAGAGCAAUUCUGAGUUAGAGUUACAAAUCAAUGAGCUUGAGGCGGCUGUUGAAAAGAAGAAAGCGAAGCUUGCCAAGCACGCCCGUUAA
Messenger RNA from Australozyma saopauloensis, 1431 nucleotides. RefSeq lists its product as uncharacterized. The record is from RefSeq and is a predicted model, not a curated record. The transcript has a single exon. NCBI's taxonomy places the organism in Eukaryota, Fungi, Ascomycota, Pichiomycetes, Serinales, Metschnikowiaceae. Bases 1 to 1431 code for a protein of 476 amino acids.